Molecule: messenger RNA, 1438 nt
Organism: Bolinopsis microptera
Lineage: Eukaryota; Metazoa; Ctenophora; Tentaculata; Lobata; Bolinopsidae
Product: E3 ubiquitin-protein ligase RNF181 homolog
Exons: 7
Coding region: 125-712 (195 amino acids)
Source: RefSeq, a predicted model, not a curated record
UGUGCAGCGCUCGAGUCCCACUGAAGGAGUUGGAGUGAGACGGAAUGCACACUCAGUGUCGCGGUAUAGAGCUCGCAGACCCACCGCGCGCCGCCCUAUACGCUCCAGACAGUAUGGGCAAUUCAUGAAUGUAAUGCGCGACCUUACCAGUGAAGGAGUUAUUGUUAGCCCCCUGACCAGAGUCACAAACCAUUCGAACCCCAGGCGCCUGCGAUCAUACAGUCGACACUUGGAUGUUACUUUUCAAGCUUCUCAAGAUCCAAUCAACGCAAGGAACAUUUCAAGUGCGGGCGACUCUAUUGGUGCUCCUCCUAUCAACAUACCAACUAGACGGGGGGUUGUUGCCCACGAGGAGUUACUGCACAUGACUAGCCUAAGGGACCGGAUAACAACACUCCGACGAGAUCUCCAAAACUUAAACGGACUUCUCACGGACUCUUUUGAGUUAUUACACAGAAUAGCACCCACUCCUAACCCGCCUCUGGUGGAUAAGAACGUGUUAGACCGCGCUCCUACUAAAGUUGCUAGUGAAGCAGAUAUGAGCCGGGAAAAGAAAUGCUCCAUUUGUCUUGGUCACUACAGUGUCGGAGAGACACUACGUGUGCUGCCCUGUGAACAUGAGUUUCAUGAGUACUGUAUAGAUCGCUGGCUCACCACCUGUUCCAGAAAGUGUCCCUUUUGCAGAACUGAUAUUCAGGAGGCUCUCACCUGAAAAUCAGUUGUGUUUUUUAACUUCCUCGUUAAUAUUCUUCAGAUUGCUCUCACUUGAAAUCAUGUUUCAAAGAGUUGUUAGAUUAAUGGUAUAGACUGUCCUGGUUGAUUGAGGUUUCAUUUGAAGAAAGGUGUUACAAUGUGUAACAGUGUGUUACUGCGGCACUGUUACAGUUUAACUCGAUAAAGUUGGUUCUGUGUUAAAUAAGCGCUUUGUUCAGUGGAGAAACUUAACAUUCUGUUCCCACAACAGAAGUGAAUAAAAUUAGCUGGCGGUUAUCUAGAUUUGUACGAUUUACAUUUUGGACACGAGCCUUGAAACACCCUGUUGAUUUGUACGAUUUAACAUUCAUUCCGAAUAACAGGUUUAAUAGCUUGUCUGUUUCAUAUUAAUAAGGUCCUAGCAUCCUUCUGUGACAUAACACCGUGAUAUCAGUACUAGGGUGUGCACUUCCUGCCCCGGUAUCUACCAUAUUCCUAUGAUAGGUUUAAAUGUUAAAGUUCUUUUUAUGUGUGUUAAGUGUCCGUCAACAUAUUACAAGGUUGAGGUUUUAUCUUGAGUGCAGCAUGCAGCAAAUAAAAUAUGGUGUUCUUAGAAUGAAAUGUUCCACAAUUGAAAAUUUCUUCCACAAUUAAAUAAAAUUGAUUUGAAUUUGCUAAAUUGUAAGUUAAUUUCAAUUUUCGAUACGAUACGGUUGGUAUUUAAUAUAAAUAAUUUGUGAAGUUU